Olea europaea var. sylvestris is the source of this 1581-nucleotide messenger RNA. RefSeq lists its product as uncharacterized. The transcript is spliced from 8 exons. Bases 131 to 1447 code for a protein of 438 amino acids. Lineage: Eukaryota; Viridiplantae; Streptophyta; Magnoliopsida; Lamiales; Oleaceae. The record is from RefSeq and is a predicted model, not a curated record.
UAUAGGUGAUAACAAAGACGAGACAAAGCUGUUCUUCGUGUUAACAAAGCUUGAGAGUACUGAAAGGAAUCUGCAGAGAGGCUGCCACCAUAUAGAAACAAAAUUCUUCCAAGAAAAUUGCUUUUUUCACAUGCUUUACACACACACUGCUCUCAGUUAUACCCACAAUUUUAAACCAAAUUCAAUUCUCAUGUACUUGUAUUAUCCAGAGCGGUGUCGCUUCAGCCCCCUGAUAAUCAACUCCGCCGUCCGCCGCCACAACCGCCGUCGCCUUCUCAAAUACUCCCCAAAUCCCACUUCCACGCCCAUCAUUUUCAAGCCAUCUGCUGACACCCUCCAAAUAACCAUCAGGCCCUCUAAUUCCGUCAAACAAUUAUUAGACCAGUCCGAAAUUAAACUGAAUCGAUUGAUUGAGUGUGGCCGUGAGGCGUUUGAUGACUUGAAAACAUUAGUCGUUGUCGAUGGUAGUACUGGAGGGGUUGUAAUUUCGUGUAGGAGGUCCACAGUUGAGUUCUUGGCGGCGCUGUUUAUGUCCAGUUUGGUAAUUGUAUUCAUUUUCAAGGGUUUAUUUAGACGAAGAAAAGGGGGCGGUGAAGUGUUGGUGUAUAAGAAAGAUCGGAGUCUGGGAGGGAGAGAAGUGCUAGUAGGGAAGAGGGAAGGGAACUGGGGUACUACCCCUAGAACGACGCCAUUGAGUUUGAAUGACUAUAGUGAUGAUAAAACAACGAAAAAUACUAGAAUGCGGAAUAGGAGGAAGGAAGAGUUGCCUCAAUGGUGGCCUCAGCUACUGAAUUCGAGUUCGAAUGUUAAUGAAAUGAUUAAUAAGGAGGAAUAUCAGAGAAUGGCUAAUAGAUUGGUUCGAGCAAUGAUGGACAACAAAAUGGCUGGGAAGGACAUUUCUGCGAAUGAUAUAAUUCAAUUACAUCACAUAUGCAAGACAUUUGGAGUGAGAACCUCCAUUGAGACCGCUAAUGCACGGGAUUCACUUUAUCGGGCAGCAAUAAACUUGGUUCUCAGCUACUGCGAAAUCAUAGCGAAUAAAUCCACCUCUGUCCAGAUAAAUGGUGAGGAUGCUCGACAGUUCAUUGCUGGGCUUGCUGAUAACAUUGGGCUUGAGAACACUCGUGCUGCCAGAAUGGUGGCAGCGGCUGUUGCUGCACGCACACGGUCAAGAAUUCUACAGGCAUGGGCAUUAGAAGUUCAAGGUAAACAUUCUGAAGCACUCUUCGAACUGUCAAAAAUAUGUCUCAUUCACAGGGUAUUCCCUCCUCCAAAGUGCUCGCCUGAGAUGGAAAUGGUUGCUCGAGGCCUUGAAAAUCAUUUAAGUUUAGAUCAAAGAGAGUUGAUAUUAGAGUCACUCAUUAACGUUUGUGGCGAAGAGACGCAGAGAAGUUUUGUGGAAGCAUUGGGAUUGGUAGGUGUCAAAGAUAGCCAAGAUAACAGUUGAAUACGUGGUAAUGUUGAUGGAAAUAGUAAUCGGUUGUGGAAUGGGAACAUGGUCGUCUUGUACUGUCUGUAACAAGUUUAGUAUCAAAAUCAAACAAUGCAUAAUAAAGAAGGUUUCAUGAGCCUAUUCUUUUA